CUUUCUGACUGCCAUAAAUCAGUUUGCUGAGAUAAUGACCAAAAUGUUUCUUACAAGCAACAACUUUGAACUCCAGCUCUGGAACAAUUACUUCCAUUUGGCAGUCGCUUUCCUUACCCAAGAAUCUUUACAGCUGGAAAAUUUUUCUCAAGUUAAGCGAACAAAAAUACUAUGCAAGUAUGGAGACAUGAGAGGAGCUGUUGGUGCAUCAAUCAGAAAUAUGUGGUACAACCUUGGUAACCAUAAGAUUGAGUUUAUCCCAGGUAUGGUGGGUCCCAUUCUAGAAGUGACUCUUGUGCCAGAGGUCAACUUGAGGAAAUCCACAAUUCCUAUCUUUUUUGAUAUGAUGCUGUGUGAAUACCAGAUGACAAGGUCAUUUAGCUCGUUUGAAGAGGAGAUAAUCAAAAAGUUGGACAGUGAAGUAGAAGGUGGAAGAGGAGAUGAACAGUACAAGCAGCUCUUCGAACAAAUCCUACUUGAGUGUUCUCGGAAGCAUCCACACCUGACCAAACCAGGAGAGAACUUUGUUGCCUUAGUAACAGGUCUGAUGGACAAACUUCUUGAUUACAGAGCUGUCAUGAAUGAUGAAAACCAAGCCUAUAAUAUGAGCUGCACUGUGAACUUGCUGAAUUUCUACAAAGAAAUUGGCAGGCAAGCAAUGUAUAUCAGGUAUCUUUAUAAGCUGAGAGAUCUGCAUCUGAGCUAUGGAAACUACACAGAGGCAGCUUACACACUUCUACUGCAUGCCAAGUUGCUAAAGUGGUCAGAUGAGAUGGUCACCUCACAUUCUCAGGACUUUCCCAGCCUCUACAUUCAAAGGGAACUCAAGGAGAGUCUCUACAGCAAAAUCGUUGAAUACUUUGACAAAGGAAAGAUGUGGGAAGAAGCAAUUCAUCUCUGCAAAGAGCUGGCAGAUCAGUAUGAGAACCAGAUCUUCAAUUAUGAACUCCUCAGCCAAAACCUGCAACAGCAAGCUCAAUUUUAUGAAAACAUCAUGAAAGUCCUGCGGCCAAAAUCUGACUACUUUGCUGUGGGUUACUAUGGACAGGGAUUCCCAACCUUCCUUCGGAACAAGAUCUUUAUUUAUCGUGGCAAAGAGUAUGAACGUCGUGAAGACUUUGAAAUGCAACUCACCACACAGUUCCCCAAUGCUGAGAAACUUAAGACAACCUCAGCUCCUGGUGACAACAUUAAGAAUGCACCUGGCCAGCAUAUCCAAUGUUACACAGUGCAACCAAUGCUGGAAGAGCAACCCCGAUUCAGAGACAAAACAGUACCAGAGCAGAUUCUCAAUUUCUACAAAUCGAACAAUGUGCAAAAGUUCAGCUACUCCAGACCUUUUAGCAAAGGACCAAAGGACCCAGAAAAUGAAUUUGCUACCAUGUGGAUCGACAGAACUACCUUCUGCACAGCCUAUACAUUGCCAUACAUCCAUCGGUGGUUCGAAGUUAUCAGUAUAGUAACGACCACUAUAAGCCCACUGGAGAAUGCUAUUGAAACAAUGCAGGCCACCAAUGAUAAAAUUUUGGCCUCAGUCAAUCAGCAUCACAAUGAUCCAAACUUGUCAAUCAACCCACUAUCUAUGCUGCUGAAUGGAAUUGUUGAUCCUGCGGUGAUGGGAGGCUUUGCCAAGUAUGAAAAGGCAUUUUUUACAGAGAAAUAUAUGGCAGAACAUCCAGAAGACUUUGUGAAGAUCGAAGUACUAAAGGACCUAAUUGCUUGGCAGACACCACUUUUAGAAGAAGGCAUCCAUAUCCAUGGCAAAAAAGUCACAGAGGACUUGAAGCCUUUCCAUGUACGACUAGAGGAAUGCUUUGCACAGCUGAAGGCCAAAGUGGAAAGUCAGUAUGGUGUACGAGAACUGCCAUUUGCAGAAGAAAAAAGACGAGCUCAGCGUCGCUCAACAGUUAUCUCCUUUCGUCCACUCUCAAUGAUGAUGUCUUCUUCAUAUGGCUCUUCACUGUCUGAGAAGGAUGCUGUGAUUAGAGUUCCUGCUGACAGCACUGAGCCUCCUUUGCCAAAGAAAAAUCUGAGCAAGUCUCAGGAGAAGAUUUCAGAUACAGAAGAGGUGAAGGCUGAGCAGAAAGAUAACAGAAGUACUCUAUUCUUUGGAUAUAAGCAAGAUGAGCAGAAACCCUCAGGAUUGGAUAUUCAGGAGAAGGAAACACAGAGAAGGGUAUCUCGGGCAUUGAAUGAGACCACUUUUCUUCAGAUUUCUCCUGAGGCAAAACAGCCUUCAAAUGGAAAAGUGAAUAGUGGAUUAUCACCCACAGCCAAAGGUAUCGUUAUCAGUGGCUUUUCGGGACAUGUGAAGAGUGCCAGACCACCUCCAUUGCCAAAGAAGAUCAGUCCUACUCUUUAUGAGAAUUUCACAUUGGAACAAGUGGAAUCACCAGGACCGCAAUCAGCAGGACCACUGUCACCAGAAAACAGCAAGCCUGUGAAGCCAGCAACACCACCUCCACCACCACCAAAAAGCAAGAGUCCCAAACCUGCAGUUUAAAAAAUAAUAUGGUUACAGAAUAAUUGUUAAAUGUUUUUUAACUGUUUCCAUUCCAUUGUCAAAUAGUUAAGAAAAAGAAGUGUUGCUCCAGGGUAUGUUUAUGGCACUUUUACCAGGGCUAGAAUGCAUUUGAAGUUAGGAUUAAGUGCUGUUGAAAUAAGCAACAACAUAACUCUGUGAAAGUCAUAACAGAUUUAUUUUAAGAACUGUCGAGAUCUGCUGUAUAGCUGGAGCAUCUAACAAUUAAACUCAGCUUCUUUCUCUGUUUAGCCAUGUAUUGUAUCAAUUCAUAACUUAAAAUGUGUCUGUUUUUUGAUAGUAGCUUCAUACUGUCUCACUGCCUAAUUUAAAUGCAUUGUAUCAAAAGUGUCAUUUGUCUCUCAAUCAUAAUUUGUGACUGCAUACACUGUUUUGUUUGAUAAUUUUACACGAGCAUUUCUGUUUUCAUGCAGUUUAAAUUUUAAAAUAAAGAUAAAAAGCACAGUAACAAGGAAA
Molecule: messenger RNA, 2998 nt
Organism: Protopterus annectens (West African lungfish)
Lineage: Eukaryota; Metazoa; Chordata; Ceratodontiformes; Protopteridae
Product: dedicator of cytokinesis protein 1-like
Exons: 23
Coding region: 35-2503 (822 amino acids)
Biological process (GO): cell migration; small GTPase-mediated signal transduction
Cellular component (GO): plasma membrane; cytoplasm
Molecular function (GO): guanyl-nucleotide exchange factor activity; small GTPase binding
Source: RefSeq, a predicted model, not a curated record